UAGUAGUUAAUUAUAACUAUAACGUCACUGUAACUGUUAGCGUAUUAUGCGACUACAACAUGUAUGUUUAUGUGGGCCCGUCUCUUAUAAAAAGAUCGAGUGAAGAUUCCAUUCCUCAAAUGUGUUGUCUGAAGAACAACAACAACAAAAAAAAAAACAAUUGUCAUUUUGAAAGAGGCACAUACUGAAUGAAUAUCUGGGAUUCAUUGUGAAACUAGACCAUGGAGAAUGGAUCAGUGGUGACGUCAUUCAUAUUGAAGGCAUACACUCAACUGGAAGACCACAGAUAUCUAUACUUCACAGGUUUCCUGUUCUCAUUCAUCCUUAUGAUAUUAACAAAUAUAAUUCUUAUUAUAGUAAUUUACAUUGAAACCAGUCUCCAUGAACCCAUGUAUUUUUAUGUGUGUAACUUAGCAGUGAACGGAAUUUAUGGCACUAUAUCUUUAUUACCAUCAGUACUGGGUAAUUUAAUGUCUCAUACUUAUGAAAUAUCUCUGGCUGCUUGUCUUUUACAGAUCUUUUGUAUACACACAUAUGCUGCAGUUGAAUUUACUACUUUAGCUGUGAUGGGUUAUGACCGGUAUGUUGCCAUUUGUCAUCCAUUACACUAUCACCAAUUAAUGUCUCAUAGAAAAGUGUGCAUAUUUAUUGCAUUUUCCUGGAUUUGUCCUUGGACUGUUUUUGGACUGUAUUUCAUGUUAACUGCACAGCGUACAUUUUGUGAUAGAAUCAUAGAAAAGGUGUAUUGUCCAAAUUUUGCUGUAGUCAAACUGUCUUGUUUUGAUACUUCUUUUCAGAGCAAAGUUGGCUUUGUUGUAACUGUGUUGUUAAUGGUUCCACACCUGCUCAUGAUACUAUUUUCAUAUGCACAAAUACUCAGAAUCUGCCUGUCUGCUUCUAAGGAAUCUCAGGCCAAAGCUAUUCAAACAUGCACCCCACACUUACUGUCUGUGAUUAACUACGCAGUAGGAUGCUUUUUUGAAAUUAUUUCAAGUCGUUUCAACAUGAGUCAUGUACCGUAUAAAGCUCGCAUAUUCCUGUCCCUUUACUUUCUGAUAUUUCCCCCAUUGUUUAAUCCUGUCAUUUAUGGAAUUAGCAUUCAAGCCAUUAGGGUUCAGAUUUUCAAACUAUUCAUUACGUGUAAAAAUAAGUUAAAUCCACUGUAGGAGUCUCAUACCUGUUAAAUUAUUUUACACAUUUGUAAGCCUAUCACCUCCAGGAGAUGAAAUGUAAUUUCACUGGGCGACAGGCUGAACUGAAGGUCAUGGCACUUUUUGCUACUGCAGCAGGGCAAGAAAGCUGUCAAUACUUCUGCCUGUAGAAUUCAAAUCCUUUUCUAAUUUACAUUUUAGUAUUAGCAUUGACCAGAUACUAUCAUUCAGAGUCACAUACACCAAUUACAUUAAAUGUGAUAGGCCCAGUUUGCUAACCCUUAUGCUACACUACCCCCCAAAUUAAGUUCUUGUUCCCCCACAUGGUUUCCAGCAUCUUGUUGUCAUAUAUUUGUUUCUAAAGAACCUCGCUAUUUGUUUUUACCUUUUCAAAUCAUAUUUGAUGCCCAU
Anguilla anguilla (European eel) is the source of this 1562-nucleotide messenger RNA. RefSeq names its product olfactory receptor 52K2-like. The transcript has 2 exons. Gene Ontology annotation, molecular function: G protein-coupled receptor activity; olfactory receptor activity. NCBI's taxonomy places the organism in Eukaryota, Metazoa, Chordata, Actinopteri, Anguilliformes, Anguillidae. Gene Ontology annotation, cellular component: membrane. Gene Ontology annotation, biological process: G protein-coupled receptor signaling pathway. The record is from RefSeq and is a predicted model, not a curated record. The coding region runs from base 222 to 1166 and encodes 314 amino acids.